GCCAUCUCCACGCACGCGCAUUGGAGGCCCGGCUGCGGUUUCGGGAAAGUACGCAUGCGCGGAAGGUUCGGGAAAGUUCCCGAGUGGUAGCCGGUGGUUUCCGGAAGGAAACGAAGUCAGGUCGCCUCUUUGCUGGGUGUCAGCGUGCUGCUGCUGUGUGUCUUAUCAUGUCCGUGCUGUGCUAUAACCGGGGCUGCGGGCAGCGCUACGACGCCGAGACUAACACUGAGGAUUCCUGUACAUAUCACCCCGGUGUUCCCGUGUUUCAUGAUGCUCUGAAGGGCUGGUCGUGCUGUAAGAGGAGGACAACGGAUUUCUCAGACUUCCUCAGCAUUGCGGGUUGUACUAAGGGGCUCCACAAUAAUGAGAAACCUCCAGAACCUGUAAAGCCAGAGGUGAAGGCCACAUCAGAAAAGAAAGAAUUGGCAGAUCUGAAGCCAAAAUUCAGUGAACACAUUAUACAAGCACCAAAGCCCAUAGAAUCCAUUAAGAGGCCCAGCGCAGACGAGCCUCUGUCACGGUUACAGCUGAAGGUAUCUGCGUCUUUGAAGCAAGCACUGGAUAAGCUGAAACUUUCCUCUGACAAUAUUAAGACCGAAACGGAUGAGGACACAGGAGAAACCAAAAUUGGAACUUUCUGUAAAAAUGGCGGCUGCUCAAAGACAUUUGCUGGACCACGGAGUAAUGAGGAAGUAUGUCAGUAUCAUGCUGGUGUGCCUAUCUUCCAUGAAGGGAUGAAAUAUUGGAGCUGCUGCAAGAGGAAAACGUCAGAUUUUAAUACCUUCUUAUCGCAAGAAGGGUGUGCGAAGGGCUCACAUUUGUGGAUUAAGAAGGAUGACGGUAAAAAGGUUGUUCCGUGUCGGCAUGACUGGCACCAGACAGGUGGAGGCGUCACCAUCUCAAUCUAUGCCAAAAAUUCCAUUCCAGAGCUCAGCUACGUAGAGGCCAAUAGCACCGUGGUCAACAUUCACAUAGUGUUUGAUGGUGAGAAAGAAUUCCAGCAGCAUCUACAGUUAUGGGGGGUUAUUGAUGUCCAAAAAAGUUAUGUGACUUUAACAGCAACAAAGGUGGAAAUUUUCUUGAAAAAGUCAGAGCCAAUGACUUGGGCCCGACUAGAGUUACCUCAGAAAGUUGCACCUCCACCUCAACCUACGGACUCUGAAGAAGUCCAAGAAUGACCUGGGACCAAAAUGGAAUGCUGGCUGGCAGUAGGAAAUGAAGUGUUUUUUUUCCGAAGUGUCUU
This is a messenger RNA of Nanorana parkeri, 1243 nucleotides long. RefSeq names its product cysteine and histidine rich domain containing 1 (gene CHORDC1). The record is from RefSeq and is a predicted model, not a curated record. The transcript has 13 exons. Bases 168 to 1178 code for a protein of 336 amino acids. Lineage: Eukaryota; Metazoa; Chordata; Amphibia; Anura; Dicroglossidae.